This is a messenger RNA of Scophthalmus maximus (turbot), 5616 nucleotides long. It is a transcript of the gene arhgap20, whose product is annotated as Rho GTPase activating protein 20. The transcript has 15 exons. Gene Ontology annotation, biological process: regulation of Rho protein signal transduction; signal transduction. Gene Ontology annotation, molecular function: GTPase activator activity. NCBI's taxonomy places the organism in Eukaryota, Metazoa, Chordata, Actinopteri, Pleuronectiformes, Scophthalmidae. The coding region runs from base 357 to 3839 and encodes 1160 amino acids. The record is from RefSeq and is a predicted model, not a curated record.
AGCAGGGAGACUGAGAGGAACACGGACCUCGACUCGCUUUGAGAAAAAACCCGAACUUAAUGUUCUGUCCGAAUAAAACUCCUCUGGCCUGUUGCUUCCUCUCAAUGCAUCUGCUGAGCGGCAGGUGUGAAGGAAGAGGUGUCUGAACCUGAAGAAGAGGAGGAGGAGGAGGAGGAGGAGCAACUGAGGAGUACAACAGGGCAAAGUGACAAAUCAAGACUGUCCAACUUGUGCAGAUGACCACUGAUCUGGCCGAGGCUGUCAGCGCGGACAUCUGACUCACACACACACACACACACACACACACACACACACACACACACACACACACACACACACACACACAGUCCUGCACAAUGCCCGCAGGAGGACAGAAGUUCUCGGACAUGGAGAUGUUAGUGGGGAUGGAGGACGAGCGAAUGAACACUGCCAGGAGCCGGGCUGGGAGCUGCGUGGAGUUUUACACCGUCAGAAAGAUGAAGACCUUGGCCCAGAGGCGACAGUCGGCUCCUUCGCUGGUCAUCAGCAAAGCACUUACCAGAUCGAAAAGCACGUCCAGGGAAAGCUGCCUGACGCCAGUCAGCCCCGAGACGUGUCCCCUCGUCCAGGCCUUCCUGGCCGAGUGUCCGCGCCGCCUGUUCCUGGGCCACGCCCAGACGCAGCUGAAGACGGGCCUGCAGACGCAGGAGAGACACCUCUUCCUCUUCACGGACACGCUGCUCGUCGCCAAGGCCAAGUCUCCGACUCAUUUCAAAGUCAAGGCCCAGGUCCGGGUGUGUGAAAUGUGGACGGCCAACUGCAUGGAGGUGGUGUGUGAGGGAAGCACCAGCCCAGAGAGGUGCUUCGUCAUGGGUUGGCCCACCUGCAACUGUGUGGCCACCUUCAGCUCCGAGGAGCACAAGGACAACUGGUUGGCGCUCAUCAAAAGUCGGAUAAUUGAGGGAAAAGAGAAGGACGACCCCAAGACCAUUCCACUCAAGAUAUUCGCAAAGGAUAUUGGGAAUUGUGCCUAUGCCAAGACGCUCGCUGUCAGCAACACUGACAGCACCACCGACGUCAUCCGCAUGGCCCUGCUGCAGUUCGGCAUAUCGGGCUGCGUUAAAGACCACCGCUUGUGGGUGAGCUCCAGUAAAGACGACCCUCCAUAUCCUCUAAUCGGCCACGAGUUUCCCUUCAGCAUCAAGAUGAGCCACAUCCGGGACGGCGGGAGCAACGGCGGAGGCCUCGCAGGUGGAGGGGGGUGGGAUCCGACGAGUCCCACCGACUGUCCAGGGGUGCUGCUGCUGGACCAGUGUCUGCCCCCCGACACCCAGUGCCAGUUUAUCCUCAAACCCAGCAAGGUCGCCCCAGGACAGGCUCAACUUUUAGAGCCCGGUCAGCAGAAGUCUUUCAAGAGGAAGCGGUCUCUGAUCAACUGGCCCUUCUGGAGAGGCUCCAACACGCAGCUGGACGGCCUGCCGCUGUCCCCGACCUCGCUCUCUCCCACCCAGGGACGGCUGUUCGGACGACCCCUGAGCUCCAUCUGCUCCCCCGACCACGGCCUGCCCAAGCCUGUCAUGGACAUGUUGGUGUUCCUGUAUCUGGAGGGGCCGUACACCAGGGGCGUCUUCAGGCGGUCGGCCGGGGCCAAGGCCUGCAGGGAGCUCCGAGACCGACUGGACAGUGGGACCGACGACCCGGAGAUCUCACACCAGUCCGUGUUCAUCAUCGCUGCCGUCUUCAAGGACUUCCUGCGAAACAUCCCGGGCAGCAUGUUGUGUACGGACCUGUACGACCAGUGGGUGGACGUGAUGGAGGGCGAGGGAGGGGAGGAGAGGACGCACGCUGUCCAGAGGUUGCUCCGCCUCCUACCUGGAGAGAACCUGCUUCUGCUGCGGCACGUUUUCGCCAUCCUGCACUGUAUCCAGGGCAACGCCCACGACAACCAGAUGAACGCCUUCAACCUGUCCGUCUGCAUCGCUCCCAGCAUGCUUUGGGCCCCAGCGCCAGGCACCCCCGAGAUGGAGGGGGAGGGCACCAAAAAGGUGUGCGAGCUGGUCCGCUUCCUCAUUGAGAACUGCGGCGGCGUCCUGGGAGAAGACGUCACCUCGCUGUUCAGGAGCUUCAGCCAGAAGAGCAGCAGCAGUGACCACGGAUCAGAUGUGUCGUCCUUCCAGAUGAACGAUUCGUCCUACGACAGUCUGGAGAACGAGCUGAACGACGACCCCGAGUCGCCCUUCCAGGAGCAGCUGCCGCUCCGCGACAAGGACAAGCCGGACAGCCGCAGCCGCGACUCCGUCAUCACGCUCAGCGACUGCGACCCCGAUCCCGACCCGGAGACCGACCUCCUGCUUCAGCUCCCCCCGCUGGCCAGACCCAGGAGGUUCAGCCCCGCGGUCCGUCAGCCCCGCAUGCGCCAGGCCAACGGCACGUUGCACGGUCCCAGGAGGCUGAGGAGAAGUUCGGAGCCCGCCUUGUCCCUGGCGAGCACGCCGCCGUCGGGCACCUUGACGGGUCACGUCGACAACCAUCGGCUGCCGGCAAGGAAGGCGAGCUACGAUGCCGCCAUAGAAGGGGAGCGGGCGGAGGGGGAGGGGGAGGUCUUUCUGGAGCAGGCGCUGAACGGGCUGCAGCUGAAGGAGGAGAGACACGAUGGAUGUGAAAAGGGAGGAGCCAAAGUCCAAAAUGGCGGCUGGAGGAAAGUGAAGCACGCGCCUCCGCCUCCACUGAGACUGGACGCCAGCUGUUCCAGUCUGUCGUCACCUGCCACCUCACCCACAGGCUCCUCCCUCAGCUCUUUAGACUCCGCCUUCUCGCAGUAUUCUACUGACUACGCCACCAAUGGCGUGAUUCCGUUGGCUGAGCCUCCUCCUCUCCUUCCCAGGCGGCCCCAGCCGUCACCCAGGGGCUCGCCGCCUCAGAGGGAAGCCACGACUCUUUCUCAACAGCCCAGCCAGCCCUGCCGAAUCGCCCAAGCCACCACCCACCCCCAUGGCCUCCACCCGAACACGUGGCUCAAGAAGGACCGCCGCUUGUCUCUAAGGCAGCCUGACAAUGGACCGGCAGACGAGGACUUGCCUGUGGUGAAUGGGAAACCCAACCCAACCAGUGAUGGCUACUCUGUCGGUGCCCAGGAGGCAGCGGGAACGAACCGAAGCUGCCAGCGGAGAUCCAGCAGCCCUCCGUCCUACCAGCAGGCUCUGCUGCAGCUGCAGCGCAACCGCUCCCCUUUCUACAAGGGGACUGAGAAACCCCUGACGGUCCGAGAGCUGAGGCAGCUCCACGACCAGACCUGUACCGACAGACCCCCAGCCUCCCCUAACAACCCCAAGCCACCCACAGGAAGCGAGGUCACACAGACACUGGCUGGAAAUGAGCGCGUGCAGCCCCCGCAGGGCGUUUUCUACGGACAGAGCGGCACCACUCUGGUCCUCCAGAGGCAAAACUCCCACUCUCUGACUCCGGCCAUGGAGGGUGACCGAGGGAAGACCCUUCCUCUCCCUCGCCGAGCGUCUGAGCCUGCCCAGGUGCCCGCGAACCCUUCUUACCCGUCCUCCAGCCUCAGCCUGAACAGGCCGAGAGUUUCUAAGGGCCAGUCCCAAGAUGGCGGCCUGAGAGUGUCGGACGUGGAGCCAAUCCACGCCGAGCCGCGCUUCUGCCUGUCUCCCUCUGCCACCCGGACCGUCAGGGACUACUUUUCCUCGCAGGAUCAGGAGGACGCAGACGUCUGCCUGCGGAGGAGUCAGGAGGUGGCACUGGCCAUUGUGCAGGGGAAGAGGGAGUGGCAGAGCAGGCGCUGCAGCGACCCACGAGUGGAGGACUUCGAACAGCUUUUUUUUGCGGAAGAGUCAUACGUGUAAAUACGAACAGUGUACAGACAAACUUUGUAUGAAAGAUGGAUUUCUUUUUUUACCUGAUGUGUUCGGACAACGGUUGUCAUUAUUAAUGUGAUGAUAUUCCUCCAUAUACACCUUUUUCCUUCCGGCAGCAGUAGUUACAAAAACAGCCCCGUACAAAAAGACAGUUUACUCUAAUGGUACAUCCAAGGUACAGAUGCACCACCUGCAACAGCGGUUCUCCAUGAGGGAAAAAUCUAUAUAUUGAAACAGACAUGUGACAAAAAGUACAUAUACAAGUUUUAAGUUGUUGGUCAUAAUCCAUUAUGGAUCUUAAAAAAAGAAGUGUUUUCAUGGAUUUGACCCUGAUUUUUACUUUGAAGCGUGUUGGUUGAAGAUUAUUUAUGAAGUAGUGAGGCCCAAUUUUUUUAAAAAUCUACAGAGAAACUGGUUCAAGUGUACAUCUGGAUCCCAGUCAUUAGCGAUGCUGCCAGUGCGUGUCAGCAUUACAGUCCUCCUUUUUAAAAUUCCAACCAUAAUGUAAAUUAGCAUACUUGUGGACAACAAAGUUGUCUUCGUGUGAAAAAAGAAAGAAAAACAAGGGAACAAUCAGGGGUUACAGACAUUUUACAGGGCUACGAAAGCACAGCGACUGUUUGCCAACGCUGCUCGCGGCGGCAUCAAUUGCAACAAUAUGGUCAAGAUGACUGACUUGAUGCAGAUGUACACAAACCCCACCAAUGUACAUACUUGUACCUUUAGAAAACAAUAUAUAUCGUAGAGCAUUUUUAACAGCAAUUCUACCUUUUAAUGACCGUUUGCAUCUGUUAAGUGAAGUGUUUUUUACAUCGGAAUCAGUGAAUCAAUAGGGUCGGUAUUUAUGCAUAUGAGCUGAGGUUCCAGACGCGCCGCCACACAGUGUCGUCCUGUGUAGCUCUGGUUUAUAUCUCUGUCACGCUGCGAGGGAGGGGAGGGGAGGGGAGCGGAUGAAGAAGAAAAACGUGUGUGUGUAUGUGUGUGUGCGUAAGAAAGUUUGCCGAAUAUGAUGUAAUCAUCAUCUCAUCAGCCUGUCCUGAGCAGGAAUGUGAGAGAACUUGUGCCACUGAGGGAGAAACCUCCUUUAUUCUUGCUUUCAUAGCACUUCAAUAGUCUCGCCAAGAAACCCUUCUAGUCUCACAGGAAAGUCAAGGAUACCGUGUGUGUGUGUGUGUGUGUGUAGAAUGCGUCAUUGAAAAUUGUCCAUAAUAAUAAUAAUGAUAUUUUGCCCACCUUACGAUGAAUGACCUUAUUUCACUGUGCAUUAUUGUGCUGUAAAGUAUGUAAAUACAUCCCUGUGGAUCAUACAAUUAUUAUCACAAUGUAGUUAUCAGUGUUACUAUGAAUUUCACUUUUCCACAGGACCACACACACACACACACACACACACACACUGGAAUAAGGCCAUUGUCACGUUAAGUGUUGCCAUUUUAUAUGGUCUCAAAAUGUACUUUAUCCUGUAUUAUUAAUAUUAUAUUUCUUAUCUCCUUUACAGUGAAUUGUGUCCAACAUGUAUAGCUCUGCAUAUUUAUGAUAUAGAAAAUAUAUAAAUAUAUAUAAAUAUAUUAUCUUGUUCCUUUGGUAUGUUGUGCUGUGACAAAAUCAUAAGUGUAUUUUUGUACAUGCCAAUUCUGCUGCUGCUGUCUCUAUAGAAAGUAUAUUUGCUACAAAAUGCACCAUUUGUAUAUUGUGUACAUCUGAUGUCCAGCGUUCACGAGAACAAAAAUGUUUUUGAUUUUUAAUAAAUGUUGCUCUUGUGAAACUA